Molecule: messenger RNA, 1452 nt
Organism: Phytomonas sp. Hart1
Lineage: Eukaryota; Euglenozoa; Kinetoplastea; Trypanosomatida; Trypanosomatidae
Source: the annotation of a GenBank genome assembly
AUGUCUAUCAUGAUAUGUGCCGCCUUGAGCGGGUUCCUCUUUGGAUACGACACCAGCGUCAUCAACGGUGCCCUGUUUCAGAUGAAGGAUCACUUUGGGUUUAAUGAACACUCCUGGCAGUACGGCUUCAUUGUUUCGAUUGCCAUUAUUGGCUGUUUUGUGGGUUCCUUCACCGGCGGCAUCAUUUCCACAUAUUGGGGACGACGGCCCAGCAUUGCGAUCGCCGACGUCUUUUUCAUUACCGGUUCCAUUAUUAUGGCUUUUGCACCAAGUGUUACGGUUCUCCUUCUUGGGCGCGUGAUGGUGGGCUUAGCCAUCGGCGUUUGCAGCGUGAUUACUCCGGUUUACCUAGCCGAAGUCACUCCUCCGGGUAACCGAGGGUCUAUUAUCGUCCUUAAUAACAUUUUUUUAACAGGUGGACAAUUUGUUGCCGCCUCUUUCGCCGCAGUUAUGGUGGUUUACACUUCCAACAACGUAGGUUGGCGUAUUGCGGUUGGCAUUGGUGCCCUUCCCGCGAUCCUCCAGAUUGCAUGUCUCAUCCACUUUCUCCCUGAAAGCCCACGCUGGCUCGCGUUUAGAGGCCAUGUUGAGGCUGCCAGGCUCGUUGCUGAGAGGUGCAGUGUUGAUUUUGAUGAUACUUAUACUCAGAAAUCAAACACCGUCCACUUAAAUUAUUGCGAGCUCUUCAAAAAAGAUAUCCGUUUUCGCCUGAUUCUGAGCUGCACUCUUCAGAUCAUUCAGCAGUUUUCCGGCAUUAACACCAUCAUGUACUAUAGUUCUGUUAUCCUUUACGAUGCCGGUUUCCAGGACCCUAAAAUGCCCGUAAUCUUGUCCAUCCCGCUCGCCUUUUUGAACGCCCUUUUUACAUGCGUUGCGGUCCUGACGGUGGACAAGGUGGGUCGGCGCUUCCUGCUGAUUGUCUCCUGCAUCGGCUGCAUCAUCGCCACCGCGGCGGCGUCCGCCUUUGGGUUUAUGCUCAACUCCGUCAUUCCGUAUUCCGUCGGUGGGUGGUUGUUUUUGUUUAUUUUGUCGAUUUUUCUCGCGUUUUACGCGCCCGGGAUUGGUUGCAUCCCGUGGGUGAUGAUGGGGGAGAUCUUCCCGAUUCAUCUUCGCACCUCCGCGUCUUCCAUCGCCACCAUGGCGAACUGGGGCUCCAACGUGGUCGUCUCCCAGGCCUUUCCGGUUCUCAUGGGUUCCAUUGGUAUGGGUGGUAUUUUUGCUAUUAUUGUCGGGCUUUUGAGUUUGGGCCUUGCCUUCAUUUGGUUUUAUGUGUUGGAGACGAAUGGUCUCUCGCUGAGAGAGGUGGAUAGACUAUUCCGCAAACAUGCCAACCUGCCAGUUGACGAGGAGGAGGAUGAAAUGGCGAUCUCUAACAACUCUCCUUUGAAUUAUGUGGGGAACUCUUCACCUAUCUAUAUCAUCCCUGUGAAUCUACAGAAUAGGUCUAAAUAA